AUGGCGGACUCGGGGCUCGUCAAGUCGGAGUUCGUCAAGGACGAGCCGGCAGCCUCGCCAAUGGCGCUUGACGAGGACGACCUCUUCGAAGAUGCCGGUGAUCUCGACUUUUAUGACAAGUCCGCUCCCGGAAAUACGUUUGAGACGCUGUACCUUGCGCGCAUCCCAAAGUACAUGUGGGAUGCGUGGAUCAAGCUGACGGAGAAGAUGGGCGACGACGAGGAGAUUCAGAUUGGCACGCUGCGGACGUGGAACGAGCCUCAGAUGGACACAUUGGCGGAUGGAACCCCUCGCGAGCUUACGAAGCUGCGCAUGCUCCUCACCGCAAACACCCCAGAGCACCAGCUUCUCCCUCGAGAGUACGACCUGGAGAUUCUCGACCAGGACGUGAACAAUUCUUUUAUUUUCAGCGAGGAGGAUCUGCCGGGCUACAAGAACAAGACGCGCUCGGAUGCGGCUAGUGCUGGAAUACCGCUCGCCUUGCUGCGAUCGAGAGGAAAUGGCAAUGGCGGGUCCGAGAGGCCAACUUAUGACCGCAGGAGUCGAUUCCAGCCAUACUACCGCAAGGCUAUCCCGAAGAAAACCAAAAUCUUUGGAAAGAUUCGAUACGAUCUGCGUGUUGAGCCACGAAACCUCCGAGAAGAAGAAGAGCUCUUGGCGAAGCGCAUCUUCGACGCCGAAAAUUCCAAAACGAAACUUCAGAUUAUCAGCAGGAAUAAAGCUUCUUCCAUUAUCAAUCCUGGAGCUACGGGCUCCGUCAGCUGGGGAGGAAACUUCAUUAAAAAUGCUGCCCCUACCACCAAGCCCAAGAAGGGCGAAAUCCUCAAAGCUACUCGUAUCCCCAAGAACCAGCUUCUCGAUCUUAUUUUCGAUUGUUUCCGUCAAUAUCAGUACUGGUCGAUGAAGGCCCUGCGGCAGAGAACCCAGCAGCCGGAUUCUUAUCUGCGCCAGGUCUUGGAGGAAGUUGCCGUUCUCAACAAGAGCGGCCCAUUUGCCAACCACUACUGCUUGAGUGAAGCUUACCGAGAUAAAGGUGGCAAUGAUGCUAAAGAGGCUGCCGCAGAGGCUAUGGAUGACGAUGGUGAUGAUGACGAGGGCGAAGAAAUGGAGGAUGUGCUG
This is a messenger RNA of Trichoderma atroviride IMI 206040, 1119 nucleotides long. RefSeq lists its product as uncharacterized. Gene Ontology annotation, biological process: transcription initiation at RNA polymerase II promoter; transcription by RNA polymerase II. Gene Ontology annotation, cellular component: transcription factor TFIIF complex. The record is from RefSeq and is a predicted model, not a curated record. Lineage: Eukaryota; Fungi; Ascomycota; Sordariomycetes; Hypocreales; Hypocreaceae.